UCCCAGCAAAACCUGGAGAAGUCGGAGCACUCUCGCCACCCCCGAUCCUGAUUCCCAUUUUCACACCUGUCUGGUCACCUCUCAUUGACGCGCUGGGCUUCGGUCGGGGCGCGCCCCAAGGGAGAACUCGAGACCCCCUCUUCCCCUCCGUGGGCUGAGCUGGAGGAGGCGGGGUCCACUGCCCGCCCCUCGCCGCCACCCUCCCCGCCUCCCACCGCCCCCCCCUCCCCGGCCGGUGUCGGGCCGGUGCCGGGAGAGAGGCGGCGGCCCCCGCAGCGGCCGCAGGAGGGGCGGCGGCUGUGGGUGCCGCGGGCAAUGCCCCUGACGGGCUGCUCCGGCGCCGGGCUUUGCGAUCGGCGAAGGCGGUGGAGCAGGCGGGGGGCGGCGGCUGCAGCGGAGGGGCCGAGAGCUGGCGGCGGCGGCGGCGGUCGUGAAGGGCAUCGGCGACGGCGAUGAUGGCAGUGCUGAUCUGAAGAUGGAAAGAGCCAGGCGAAGGGGAGGCGGCGGCGGCCGCGGAGGCAAGAAUGUGGGGGGCUCCGGCCUAAGCAAGAGUAGACUCUAUCCCCAGGCCCAGCACUCCCAUUACCCCCACUACGGGGCUUCAGCCAGCCCUCAUCAGCCUGGGGGCGCAGCCGAAAUCCAGGAGCUGGCCUCCAAACGAGUGGACAUCCAGAAAAAGAGGUUUUACUUAGACGUGAAGCAAAGCUCCCGGGGCCGGUUCCUAAAGAUAGCUGAAGUCUGGAUCGGGAGAGGCCGGCAGGACAAUAUCAGAAAGAGUAAACUGACCCUCUCCCUGUCAGUGGCAGCAGAGCUGAAGGACUGUCUAGGGGACUUCAUCGAGCAUUACGCCCACCUGGGUCUGAGGGGCCACCGGCAAGAGCAUGGCCACGGCAGAGAGCAAGGCUCCAGGAGGAGACCGAAGCACUCGGGACCCUCCCCACCAGUCUCCGUGGGGUCGGAGGAGCACCCUCACAGUGUCCUCAAAACAGACUACAUAGAGAGGGACAAUAGGAAAUACUAUCUGGACCUGAAGGAAAAUCAGCGGGGGCGCUUCCUAAGGAUUAGACAAACCAUGAUGCGGGGGACUGGCAUGAUAGGUUAUUUUGGCCACAGUUUGGGCCAAGAGCAGACUAUUGUCCUCCCUGCACAAGGAAUGAUUGAGUUUCGCGAUGCCUUGGUUCAGCUCAUUGAAGACUAUGGCGAAGGGGACAUAGAAGAACGAAGAGGUGGAGACGACGACCCACUUGAACUCCCAGAGGGGACUUCUUUCAGAGUGGACAAUAAAAGGUUCUACUUUGAUGUGGGCUCUAAUAAAUAUGGAAUUUUCCUGAAGGUAAGUGAGGUGAGGCCACCUUACCGUAAUACUAUUACUGUUCCGUUCAAAGCUUGGACAAGGUUUGGGGAGAAUUUUAUCAAGUAUGAAGAAGAGAUGAGGAAAAUAUGCAACAGCCAUAAAGAAAAGAGAAUGGAUGGCAGAAGGGCCAGUGGUGAAGAACAAGAAUGCCUCGACUAGAGUGAAAUUGAACUCCAUCAGGCAAAAUUUAAAAUCAUAAAUUGGCCAAAAGUACUGAUCCAUAAUCAUUUGAAGAAGUUUUUCCUCUUUUUGGGCCCUGUGUUAUUAGUAAUACCUCUAUACUUUAUAAUACUUCAAGGAGUCCGAUUUCUCAUGUUAUGUUAUACACAGAACACUAUAAUUCGUAUGGGAAUUCCCACCUUCCUAGAGCUAAAUAGUUUAGCUGCUUCGUCUGCUCCAGACUACUGAAGUAUGCAGAUCAGCACAAAAUGUGACAUUCUGACCUUCUAAAUACCAUAACUAAGAUUUACAUUGCACUAUGACAUAAUCCUGAAAAAAGAUACAUAUACUUAAUAUGGAAGUGUGAAUUACUAUUUAACAAGUUCCCCCCAAAAGUACCCCAUUCCUACUUCAUUAAAAGCUGCUAAGCUUACCUGUAGGGCCGUUACCACAGAAACAGAAAUUGACCUCAAGUAUAGUGUAAAUAUAUUUAUAAAACUACAAGUAGAAAUAUAUUAAUUAUCCAUUGGAUAACUGAAUAUUAAACAGUAACAUUAAAGUAUCAAAUCUUAGAGUUACUAUAGUAUUCUCUAACUUCACAUUUUGUGGUAACCCUACAGUUUAGCGUUGCCAUAUCAAAGUCAUGGGAGAGUUUUAAUUGGUUAUUCUAAGUUAGUUAGAAUCAAUUUCAUGUUCACUUGUGUUUAUUAUACCAUAUAUUUUUAUUGACGUUCCAAAUUUUCAGGAAUUACUUUUAUGUCACCUGACAGGGAAGCCUCGUCCUGUGGCUUUGCCAUGGAAAUCGUGAUGUUUUAGGUUUUCAUGCUAAUUUGAAGAUUAUGAGAGGUUUUCUCCCCAAAAUAUAUCAUGGACUUAAGGUGUUAUAUUUUAUGCUUCUUCUUUAACACUCUUUCAGAGGGGUUGGUGCACCAGUUCACUGAAAUUAAAAAAUACGUCUGUAAUAAUAUAUUUUAGUAGCACUUUUGCAAUUGCCACCGUUAAAACUGAGUCAACACUUCCAGUAUAAACCUGACUUUUACAGAUGUUUUAAUUUCAGGGGAGAAAAUAAAAGGAUUUUUCUAAAAAGCAUUUAGAAUAUAAAUUUUCAGACUGGGAAAAAUAUUGGUUAUAAAUAUGUUUGAAAGGAAAAUUCAGGCAUUUUCCAAGGUGCUCUUUAUAAUACUUAACAAGGUUUACUCUAAAAACAAGACUCACCCAUUUACAUGCAUUAAAAAUUACUUUCCAGGAAGUGCCACAGCAAUUUUUCAACACCUAAGCAAUUUUUUAAACAAGUGGUUAUAGUGUCUAUGUGUACCAACCCACCCUGUAUUAACUGACGGAAUUUUUAUCUGUUGAGCUACAUUUUAUUCUGAAUGAAAUUGUUGUCUUUUAUCUUGGCUUUAUUCCCCUCCCACACAAUAAGUCCAUAUAACCAUGUUUAAGGGCCAGACACUGAUUUCAACCCCCAAAUAUAGCUCUCAUUAAUGAGAGCUGGCUGCAUGGAUUGAGAUCAGAACAUAGCUCUUCUUUUAUAUGCUAUAAGUAACUCAAGGUUAUUUUAACAAUUUUUUUUCCUUCAGAGGUUUGUCCCCACAUACGUUUAAGUAAGGUCACUAGGAAACUUUAUGAUAUGAAUUAAGAAAAUUAAUUUCACUGGUUUAUGGUACUUAAAAACAAGUAUUCAGUAACCCAGACCCAUAUGCUGGUAUUGGUUUGCAGACUGUAUUUCACAUUUCCUGAAGUAGUAUGAAGGAAUGUCAUUAGUUCAUUCUAAUUGUGGACCUUCUGGAUCACUAUGGAACAACUGAAGGUUAGAAGAUAAUGUUAGUACUAGACUUAAUAGCACAUGGUGGGUGUUGAGACCCUAAAAGUAGCAAGGCUCUUCAAACAGUGCUAACUGUAAAAAAACUAUUGUAGGCUUGGUAAACGUAGUUUUGGGUAUAUAAAGGAGUGGUGUGCACUUGAAUUACUGUACUACUGAUUGUUAUUGCUGCCCAUCAUAGUGCCUAUUAAUAAUAAUCAACCUGUCAGAUUUUGGCAAACUGGAGCUGUGAAUAUCCCAGUAUUUCAGUGUUCCUAUCACUAUUGCUGUGACUGUAUACUCUCUCUUAAAACCUUCCCUUCCAAAAUAUUUAUAUUCAUUAAGUCUAAAUGAUUCCGUUUUUGGUUUUUAGUCUGAUAAUAUUUAAGUGUGUGUCUAUAUAUAUAUAUAUUUAUGUGUGUGUAUGUAAUAUAUGAUAUAUAUUACAGACACACAAUACUAUGUCAAAGAUAAAUAUCUUUAAUUUACUGUAUAUAAAUAUUAUUAGUUUAAUUUUGCACUAAUUAGUUAAGUAAAGCAUUAGUCAAGCAGCCAAAUUUUCUACAUUGUAUAUAUACUUCAAAGUUUUUACAUGUCAAAGCUACAGAUUGGAUAGAUGCAUAUAUACCAUAUAUUACGGGCAAUUGAAUACACUUUAGAAUCAUUAAGCCUUCUACCAAUCCUUUUGUUUCAUUUUCCUCAGAGUUAAUGUAUUCAUUGAAAAAUGAAAUUAUGCUAUGUUUUGAUACAUAAAAUUCCCAAUCAAUCAUUAGCCAUAAUCAAAUAAGAUCCAGUUCAAAACUCUGGUAUUAGGACAUGUAUUGCCAUGUAUCUUAUAAAAUAAGCUACUAUUCUUAUCUGUGCAAUAUACAUUUUAUUUAUUGUCAUUUGUGACAUAAAUGGAGCUGCAAGUGUACAUGGUAUUCUUCAAAAUAACAGGAUCCCUGCCUUGAAGAUAAACUCUUCAGGCAACUGGAUGGUAGAAGUCAAAAAAUGAGCAUUAAAGUUAGUAACCAAAAUUACUGUAUAAUUCUAAAACACUGAUGAUGUUUGCACAUAAUAACCUAAGCUAAUGUGGUACAGACUCAAACUGUAAUAAUAUAAGCUAAUAGUAUGAAAUUUGGAAACGGGUUCCUCAUAAUAGUUGGCAGUGUGCUCCUAGCAACUGAAAGCAGCACUAAUCUGUUGCUUAUAUGCAAAAGAUGCAAUGUAUUAUAAAAGUAUUAAUGUUCUGCCACAUUUUAUAAUUUUUCUUGUUAAAGCCCCAAAUUGCCAUGUCCCUUAAACUUGAGUCGAACACAAGCUUAUUUGCACUAAAGAGCAUGGCCAAAAAAUAAAUGACAGGGUGGAAAAGCUAGUUGGAACCACUUGAAAUAAUUGGUUCUAAUGAGAGAAUUUCACAUUUGUCUAUUUGAAAGCUAUAUGAUCCAGGCAGACAAUCUGUCAGUUCACUAAUUUAAUAAUGCACUUUACCUUUUGUAUAUAUAAGAUGUACAUUUAUGCCACUUGACAGGUGGGAUGUGUUUCAAUAACUGUGUAGUUAGAAUCUAUAGGGUGACCUCUUGCAUGCAUAUGUUUGUGUUGGAACUGCUGUAGUAACAAGUUUCCAUUAAAUCAGUGUAAUGGAGAAGGGUAGAAGAUGCUUUUGAAAUAAAUCCCAAUACAUUUAACAAAGAAUUUUAAAGUAGAGUUCAUAUUUGUAUUUUUAAGGACUAGAAUCAAUUUUAAAAAACCUAUUUCUAACUCAGAUUAAUAUUACAGUUGAGACUAUAUUUAGUUGAGACUCCCCGUAAUACCCUGAAAAUUGAUUUCGGGAAUUUGUGCUGACAAAUUUUUUUUUGAAUGAUUCUGUUUCAUUGUUGAUAUGUGUUUAAAUAACUAAUGAAAAGACAGUACAUGACUGUAUUAGAAUUAAAAGUAUGGUUGGCUGACAUGGUGUCAUUAUGAAAACACCCAGACUAAAGAAAUAAAAUUUCAAAUUGAGGAAAUGCAAAAAGCCCAAGAACAAUUGCUGAGAUAAGUAUAUUAUUUCAAAAUUUGCAGAAGAACUAACUUUCACCAAACAAAAAGGGUAUUGGGGGGCUUAGUGUAUCCUUUCAUCCUAAAAACUUCCUAACAUGUACAUUCGAAAACUAGAUGAUUGUUGCUUAAUAAUAGGUUGUAUGUACUUCACUAAGAAACACUGUGUACUAACAAUUCAUCAAGAGUAUGCUAUAUUUACUGCAUUUAUUUUAUAUCUGUGGGUAAGAAUACAUCAUAAAUAGUCAUCCUAUCUUAAUAUAAUCAUGUAUUUAAAUUGUAAUUUUGCAAAUAUUUUCAGUAAAAUAAACAUUUAUUUGAGCUGCACAAUUUGAAGAGGAUGCAAUUGGAAUAUACCCUUAGACACUCAUUUUUAACAAGCAGCUACCACUGAAAAAUGUACAAUCAUUCCUUUAGGUUUUGUUUUGUGGUUUAUUAAUAUGUUAAGUGAAUAGGACCUCAUUUGAAUUCUUAAGUGGUGUCCUGAAGAUAAUUUUUCAUAAAUGUAAGAUUUCUUUUCCUGCUUAUUUUGAAAUGCCUUUCAUUAGAACGAUUCAUAAAAAUCUGAUUUCAAGCUUUAUGGAAGGACUUUGCUUAGUCACCACAUAGUGUGAAAUCCGCCUUUACUGAAACACCAAACGUCUUUGGCAGGAUAAAAACCUAAAGUAAACCACUAAAAGAAGUUAAAAUUGAUUCUAUGCCAACAGAAUAAUACAGGUAUAAAAUAUAUCACUGCCAAAUAAGUUUCUUAAAAUCUGUCUGACGUUAAGGAUUUCUUGAAUCUCAUAGAGAAAUUAGCGGCCAAUGGCUAGCCCAUCGGAGAAAGAGAAUGAGGAUGUUAGCAUGCUGUCGAGAUGAUCCGUGGUCCACAAUGUUGUCGCAGUGACGUGCGGGGAAAAUGUGUUUUCCCCACUUAAUCAUGUGAAAACGGAGUUUUUAAAGUUACAUAGUUACUCUGUCAUAAAGUAUAUGUACCCACAUUUAUGUAGGUGGAUCUUAGAAAAACAAGAUAUUCCUAUAUUUUUUGUAUAAUGUGAAAAAAAAGUCUUUUUUCUUCAUUUGACGUGACUUUUAGGUAAUUCAAAUUUGUUUUAGUAGUGGGUUUUUCAUCAGUAUUUUUGAGUAAGAAAAACAUAAUAUUUACAUGCUACAGAUGGGUAGAAAGUAAAAAGUAGCAACCGAUGUUACCAAUUUCUUGUAUACCUUUCCAGGGUUACUCUGCAUGUACAAGCAUAUGUGUACGUACAUAUAUUCUUUUUAAACAUGCAAAUGAAAACGUGUCCCAUACACUAUCCUGUACCCACUAGUAUCAAUUUUAGAUCUGUCAUUAUGAGUGACUAUUUUCCUUUUACUUCGAUACCAUACUUGAUCUAAUUAACAUAACAUUUAUGUUAUUACCCCAAGAGAACCUCAAGGAAAUUUUGAAUGAUUCCCAUUGGUAUUUACUUAAAAUGCUAAUACUAUAUGUAUAUAUUAAUUUUAAAAUAUAUGAAUAUUGUUUCCCUCCCUGAAGCCUAACCAUCUUGCCUUCCUAUUUUCCCCCUUUCUUCCAAAGUAUUGAUCUUCUUCCUGAAGUAAUACAGAUCAAGACCGCAGGAUGUUAAAUUAUUUAAUGGUUACUUUAGAUUGUGUUCUCUAAUGAAAAUCACCCAUAUUAAAAAUGUUAACAAAUUAAUCACUUUCAGUCAAUUUUUUACUGAUUCUGUUACUAUUAUUUUUAGGAAAAAAAACGAGUUUAAGAGCAAACAAGUGCUAGAACUAUAGAAAAAGGUUAUGUCAUGACUGUCAAACUCUUUAUUUAUUAAUAUGAGCUUUUAUGUUUUUGACAAGAAAGGCAUGAGAUUAUUAAUGAAUAAUUCAUCUAACAACUUGGUCAAAUCCAGGACUAAACAAAGGGAUAAAACUAGCCCUGAUUGUUUACAGCACUGACUCCCCAUUGACGGAGCCAGAGUCUGUCAGACGUCCUUGGGACCAGAAGGCACGAUGAUGAUCUUGGGAAAGAGUAAAAACCUUGGGGUUAGGAGGGCAUAACUAAACCACUCCAUUCUGUGCUUGAAAAAUAUAAAGUAGCAAAUAUAAUUGUUUCAAACUGAAGUUAGUGUGAUGAUUAUUCCUAAAAACGUGAACAAAACUGCUUUAAUAGUUCCCCAACUCCUCCCCCCCAAAAAAUAAUAAUUUUUAUUCACACCAAAGCAGCAUUUAAGUUCAUUUUUCUAAGGACCACCAAGAAAAAUUGUUAUCUGAAAAAUUAAAGUUUCCAUACUUGAAUCCUGAAGGACACUACCUUAUUAUAAAUUAAAGUAACCAAGGUAAAAGAUCCAAUACUAAUAAGAUUAUCUUAAAGAAUAUGUGGAUUGAGAAAGAAUUUUUUUAAUGGAUUGGUUUCUGAAAUUUUACCAAAAUGUUAAAAGGUUGAACUGUAGAAUCCUACCUUCAUAAUUGGUGGCAUGAUUUUCUGUUUGUAAAAUGUGAGAGGUGUUGUUAGAAAACAGGAUCCUCUUAAAAAUAUAUUUUUAAAGUAUAAGAAAGUUUGCGUCUUUUAUUUUAAUAACAAAUAAUUAUUCUCUGCAGAAUCUGUAACAUUGGCAAAGGUUAUUGGAUAAACAUUGGAUAUUCACUUGUUUAAGUUUAAGAUGGUUUAUAUGUAUUGUUUCUUAUUUGAAGAGAGGGGUCAAAAGGAAGGUAAAUUCACCUUCAGGAAUGAGUUUUGCUUAAAUUUAGUCUAAAAAAUAUUAACUAUUUCCAAUAGUUUAUUCAACAAGUUUUACUUGUUGAAUUAUGUGCUUUGUGGUAAAUUAUGUUUUAAAAACUACUUUCUUCAAAUGUCCCUUUAGAAAAAGUUCUCACUCUUAUUGAGGCCAGUGGCAUUUACCAGUGAAGAAAAACUUACUCAUAGUGAGUUCAUUAGCACUGCUACAGUGAAGUUGGCUUAUGGUGUGACUGAAGGAAAUACUAACUUAAAUGGAAUAUACAGUUACUGCUUUAAUGUUGUUGACUUUUUGCUAACAUUGACUAGGAGUUGUCUGUCCUCUCAUUUACCCCUUUAUACUUGGCUUCUGUGUUAUUCGAUCCAAAGUUUUCAUUGUUCCCAGAAAACAUUAGGGGCAAAGAAAAGGGAUAGUAAUCCCUAAGAACAGAGUUUAUAGUGUUUAAAAGUGAGAGUUGCUCAAUGUGUGAGUUUGGAGAGCAGGGCGCUGUUGUUGGUUUUUGUCUUUAUCAAAAUUAUGGCAUAAAUCUGGUUAUUUUAUUUGAUCUGAUUAAAGUCAAAAUUUCUUUUA
Molecule: messenger RNA, 8611 nt
Organism: Phyllostomus discolor (pale spear-nosed bat)
Lineage: Eukaryota; Metazoa; Chordata; Mammalia; Chiroptera; Phyllostomidae
Gene: PURG
Product: purine rich element binding protein G
Exons: 2
Coding region: 476-1513 (345 amino acids)
Biological process (GO): regulation of transcription by RNA polymerase II
Cellular component (GO): nucleus
Molecular function (GO): purine-rich negative regulatory element binding; RNA polymerase II transcription regulatory region sequence-specific DNA binding; DNA-binding transcription factor activity, RNA polymerase II-specific
Source: RefSeq, a predicted model, not a curated record